Molecule: messenger RNA, 1676 nt
Organism: Aphanomyces astaci
Lineage: Eukaryota; Oomycota; Saprolegniomycetes; Saprolegniales; Verrucalvaceae
Exons: 2
Coding region: 20-1282 (420 amino acids)
Source: RefSeq, a predicted model, not a curated record
GUUUCACCACCUUUCUAUCAUGGCCGUGGCGCGCUUGGUUGCAGAACUCCAUGAGGCAUGCGUACGCCCGAUCCAGAUGCAACUCGUGAAUGACGAGGACGAUGGUAGCGUACUGUACUCGUUGGAGAUGGAAGAUGCUCUGGAUCGCCUGGAAGCUGACGUCGUGGCGGUGACUAUCUCCCCAACUGAUGCUGCCGCCGUGGAAUCCAUCGAUGCCAUGUGGACAAACUGUGCAGACAUCCUUGUUCAAAUAGCCUUGCAACAUGCAACAGCCGCGUCAUUGAAUCGAUCGAGCAGCAGCAGAAGCAAUCCCAUCGCUGUCUUCCGAGUCGUCAACGUCCUUGUCACCUUGAUUGAAGGGCUGGAUUCCCUAGAUCCUUUGUCGUCGUCGUCGUCCACCACUCCCGCUACCGUCGAGCGGUGGGCUGCCACCAUGUUGCACGCAUGUUCGUUCUACCUAUGCAGUACACCACCAUCCAGCAUUUCGACAGACGAAUGUCAAGCCUCUGCCAAGCGCAUUCUCGCUGCCCUUCACCACCGGUUGCUUCGUUGCACUCAUCACCCAUCGUCCUCCGUCGAUCUGUUUCCACGCCUCCUUCCUCACAUGCUGUCCCUAUUCGCAUCGAAAUCCUCCAAGGACGAAUGGGUGGCCACCGGCGCCGUCCCGCCGCGCGCGUUUGCCUGGUUCGUUCAGCAAGUGUCGUUUCCCCACUUUUCCAGCGACGUGGUCGGUCGUGUCCUGGCGCUGGCGCUGCCGCUCCUCGAUCAAGUGACGCCGGCGACGCAGGUGGUGGGGCUGUCGUUGCUCCACCACUUGCUCAAACACGGCACCGCCACCGACAUUCGAUGGUACUCGGACUUGUUGGUGCAUGAAAUGGAGCAGACGCUCACGACGGCCGCGACGUCUGCGUCCUUCUUGGACGCGACCCUGGCAUGCCUCGAAGAUCUGCUGGCCGUGCUCUCUCCGUCCAAGCAAGAUGUGACACUGUACGACCGGUACUUCCCGUCGUUGCUGCGACAAUGGGAUAUGAGUCUUGAUGUGGCUGUGAAGACCGUGUUCACAGCGCAUGCCCGCGUGUGGGUGGCCCGACUGGGGGCGCCACAUAGCCUCCACUUGCUGCGGUACCUCCAGCCGUUGGUCAAAGUCAUCUUGGGAUGCGUAGAAAGUGCCGAACGAACGUUGAGUGUGGAGGCGCUGAAGACAUUGCAGGCGGUGAUAGUCGCGGCGUGGAUUCGCAUGCCUGGCCAUGCCGAGCACAUCACUCUCGCCAUUUUAAAGUAAUGUACAUGUCGUCCGACGCAUGAUGAUGCUGUGAGGUACAUGUAGAUGCUUGGCCUACGUCAAGGUACUGCUGCUGCCGUUGCCCAACGCCAACAAUGACCACAUGCAAACCAAAGCGGCGGAACACAUCACAGCGCAGUGCCAUGCGACGCUGUACUUGCUUGACCAAGCGACGGCCCAAGAGACGAUGGCCGUGCGCGUGACGUUGCAGCAUGUGGCGGUGGGAUGCCCGUCCUUGGCGCCCAUCUGCGACAGCGCCAGACAGUACUUGGACGACAAGGCGGCAGCCGCAGCAUCGAACUCGCCAUGACGGGGUGUGCGUUAUUUUACGAGUAUAGCGUACUUGACACUCCUUUUAGAUCCACCGCCGAAUAUAUAUAUAUAUAUAUAUAUA